This is a messenger RNA of Diabrotica virgifera virgifera (western corn rootworm), 1291 nucleotides long. Its product is annotated as glandular kallikrein, prostatic-like. The coding region runs from base 415 to 1212 and encodes 265 amino acids. The record is from RefSeq and is a predicted model, not a curated record. Gene Ontology annotation, molecular function: serine-type endopeptidase activity. Gene Ontology annotation, biological process: proteolysis. NCBI's taxonomy places the organism in Eukaryota, Metazoa, Arthropoda, Insecta, Coleoptera, Chrysomelidae. The transcript has 5 exons.
AGUUGUUGAGCGUUCGGUCAGAGUUCGAAACGUCCCGGAUUCCAAUCCUCUACGAUUCAUUUUUUUUUAGUUGUUUUAAUAAAAAUUUUUUGAAAGUGGUAGAUAAGAUAGUUUAAUAUUUAAAUAGAAUACAAUUACUUCGUUAAAAUUAUAUAAUAGAAGUAUAACUUCUUACGUGCGUACAAAGUACACACACAUUCCUUUUUUUUCAUACGCGGGAUCCAGACCUAUAUUGUAAAAAUUUCUAAAUCUAAUUUAAAAAUAUCACAUGCAUCCUCCAGAUAUUUAAAAGUGUACUUUUUUUAAGGUGUUUAUAAAAUCUUAUCAAUAGUAAAAACAUAUUCCACUCUAGAUUAAUAUUUAUAUAAAUUCCAAACAGCAACGUAUUGGUUUUAUACCUUGCCAGUAUACAACAUGUUCGCCUUCAUAUUCUUGUGUUUACUUCUACAAACUUUAACCUUUCCUCCAACCUUGGGUCGAGACGCUGAUCAAAAUGAAUAUCCAUUGAUCGUAGCAGUAGAAUCAUGCAAUUUUCCAGUAUGUUAUCCACAAUGUGCUGGAGUGGUUCUUUCCAAAAGUUGGAUACUUACACUAGGAAGCUGUGCCUAUGUUGCCACUAACUUCGAUCAUUACAGGAUAAAUGCAGGAGUAGUCAAUGUUACCAGUGAAGGCGCACAACUCCGAGACAUCGAAAAAGCAUUACUUCAUCCAGAAUUUAACUAUUUUCAGCCAUUUUCCCCAAACAACAUCGGUCUACUGAAAUUAAAGACACCUCUAAAUUUGGGCGACUCGGUUCAACCAGGAGUACUACCAACGCAAGGAUCAGAUGUACCACUAGGCAAAGUAACGCAACUGGGAUGGUAUGUUAAUAAAGGUGAACGUGACAUACCAGUCAGCGUGGAAAACUUGGAGACAGCAGACACCGCUAUGAUUGAUUAUGAUGUGUGCAUGGCCGUAGUAGAACCAUCGAUGGAUUACAAAUUUCCUGAUUUUGCCCAAACAUUGUUCUGCACUGGAGAUUUUACUGGACGCGAAGAUUUGUGUUUUGUUAGUAACGGAUCUCCAACCAUCCAAGAAGGAGUCGUAGUAGGUAUUUAUUAUUCUCCAACCUUAGCGUGUGGAGUAAUGGGAUCAGCUAUGUUAACUCUCAAGACUGGACCUUAUGUCUCGUGGAUUCAAGAAAAUAUCGACGAAGAUAUAAGACUAGCCUAAGAAUAUUGUACAUUUCCAAUAUUUUAUUAUCACUUACUCUAUCAACAAUAAAGGUAUAGUAACUAUUAUAUAGACCAGG